Messenger RNA from Fusarium sp. VM40, 1095 nucleotides. NCBI's taxonomy places the organism in Eukaryota, Fungi, Ascomycota, Sordariomycetes, Hypocreales, Nectriaceae. The record is from the annotation of a GenBank genome assembly.
AUGUCAGCACCUCCCAUCGAGAGUCGUCUUUGGCGCGCGCUUUAUGCGCUCCCAUUUCUGGGCAUAACAGCUCUCAUGACUCGGGCGUUUGCUAUGGCCCAGCCAAUCGGGCCUGUCAUUGAAAAGAUGGUUCAGACGUCGAGUUUUACAGCCCCUGGAGUUGAGGUGCCUCUCAUCACGAAAUUCUAUGGAGUCCCUGUGCUGGAUGACAUCUUUGCUGUUGUCACGGUUGCUUUUACCAAUUUGCAGUUUUUUAUUGAUGAGAAGGCAUACUGGCAGUCGUUGGUGUUUCUAACUGACUUUGCGGGUAUGUAUGCUGUUAUCUUAAUUGAGGCAUUUAGACCUGGUAACGACUUCAUUCUAAGCAACCCCGUUGUAUUCUUGUUUGUAUCUCAGAUGAUUGCUAUUGGAUGCACUGCGCCUAUCUUCUUCUUCCUGUGCUAUAUCUUUACGCCUGCUUACAAGCUUACCACACCGACCCUUUGCCGCCCUACUAUAGCACCAUGCAUGGCUCUUUUACCUACAAUUAUCCUGGGCUAUUAUGCUUCACACUUCCCUUCUUACUUUCACACCUCACUCGAGGCCAGAAACUGGUGGAACUGGAUCUGGCAACUCUUCCCAAUCUGGGGAUCGAUAAUUGUAUUCGUCCUUUCCAAGGUUGUUCCUCAGUCAGAUAACCAGUCUCCAAAGGCAGCCAAAAAGGGUCUGAACGCCCUCCGACUCACCAUUGGGAUUGUGAGCAUUGUCAGCACAGCAACCUGGUGGUAUGCACUUGCAACAAUGGAGUACUCCAUUAUUGAGGUCUUCGUGCCACAGUACUUGGUCAACUUCCCCCAUGACCCAAACGAGGGUUUACGAACUGUUAUCCAGUUCGACUACAUCUGCUGCUACUCAGCCGGUUUCUUAUGGUUGGCCUACCACUUUAGAGAUCUCGAAAAUGUUGGGGCCUGUAGUAUCUCAUGGGUUCGAGCAGCGUGCGUUUCUACCGUCUUGGCUCUUUUGGUCGGGCCGGGGACGUUAUUUCCACUCAUUUGGCUGUUGAGAGAAGAACUGCUGGCAGCGACAACAAUCGAGACCAAGAAGUCCAUAGAGUGA